Leptosomus discolor (cuckoo roller) is the source of this 562-nucleotide messenger RNA. The record is from RefSeq and is a predicted model, not a curated record. NCBI's taxonomy places the organism in Eukaryota, Metazoa, Chordata, Aves, Leptosomiformes, Leptosomidae.
AGUCAUGGGUAAGGCGGAAGGCUCUGUGGCUAGGGAGGAGUGGCACGGACACGUUACUGCACUCUCAGUUGCACCAGAAUUUCGGCGGCUGGGUUUGGCUGCUAAAUUGAUGGAACUACUGGAAGAAAUUUCAGAAAAAAAGGGUGGAUUUUUCGUCGAUCUCUUUGUGCGAGUAUCAAAUCAGGUUGCGGUAAAUAUGUAUAAGCAACUGGGCUACAGCGUGUACCGGACGGUGUUGGAGUACUACUCUGCUAGCAGUGGGGAGCCAGAUGAAGAUGCUUAUGAUAUGAGGAAAGCUCUUUCCAGAGAUACAGAGAAGAAAUCAAUUAUACCUCUGCCUCAUCCUGUGAGACCCGAAGACAUCGAAUAACUGUAAGCUGUGAUUCUCAGGCAACUUACUAAGAGUGUCACAUUCCUUCUUGCCCCAGCCCCCAAGAACUUAUGGGUGAGAAGUCUUAGGCUCAACGUUUUUCCCCAUGAAAUACCAAAAAGCAAUAUUGAGAAGCCUACUAAUGCUGCUUCUAUUGGUAACAGCUGCACUUACCCUAUUAUUGUUCCUUUC